UGUUGUUGUCUGUCCUAGGCAGUGUGUGUCACCUCGAAGUCCUCAACUCCCAAUCCCAACUGAUAAGAAAAACAAGUACAUCGGUACCAUGUGGGCUCUUUGGAUCCACUCAAUGUAAAACAACUUGAACUUACAUCACUCGUGUGUACCGUGUACUGUACUACUACUACUGCUACUACUUACUUCCCUCCCCCAAAAUACCCCCAUUUUCAAAAUCUUCUCAUUAGUUUUGGCUUUGGCUUUGGCUUUGGUUUUUUAUUUUAUUUUUUGUUCCAUAUUUUUCUUGGUCCAGCCACAGCCAGUACCAGUGACUUGGGGUUGGGUAUAUGGGAAAUUAAAAGCGUAUAUUGCAUCUGGGUUUUUCAUUUGAGAGUGAGAUUUGGUGGUUUUCCCUUCUGGGUCUGACUUAGAAUGAUGUCAAUGACAUGCCACAAUCUUGAUUUUGGUUUUACAAAAACUGUCUUUGAUUUAUAUGCUUGUGGCUGCUCUUCCAAUGCUUCCUUUUGCCGCUCUUCAGUAAGGAAUUAUGCGAAGUCCAGUUCUAGUAGUAGAAAACUGGUUGAUAGGCGGCGGGGCAUAGCUUUGUGUAGAGUGUCUUCAACGAGCUCUUCAGUAAGGAAUUAUGCGAAGUCCAGUUCUAGUAGUAGAAAACUGGUUGAUAGGCGGCGGGGCAUAGCUUUGUGUAGAGUGUCUUCAACGAAUACUCCUGCGACUUUGCUUAGUGGUAAGGUAGCUCAAGGUGUUCCACCAUUGUUGGAUUUGAAGGAAGAGUCAAGAGGCCCCAUUUCAUUGAAAAAUUUGUUUGAAUUGGUCGCUGAUGACCUUCAGACUCUGAACCAAAAUCUUCAGUCUAUUGUUGGCGCAGAAAACCCAGUUCUGAUGUCUGCAGCAGAGCAAAUAUUUGGUGCUGGGGGGAAGAGGAUGAGACCAGCUUUGGUGUUCUUAGUGUCAAGAGCAACAUCAGAACUAGCUGGCUUAAAGGAACUUACCACGGAGCAUCGUCGUUUGGCAGAGAUCAUUGAGAUGAUCCACACUGCAAGUUUAAUACAUGAUGAUGUAUUGGAUGACAGUAACAUGCGGAGAGGGCAGGAAACUGUUCACCAAAUGUAUGGUACAAGAGUGGCAGUGCUGGCUGGGGACUUUAUGUUUGCACAGUCCUCAUGGUAUCUAGCAAAUCUUGAAAACCUUGAAGUCAUUAAGCUUAUAAGCCAGGUUAUUAAAGAUUUUGCAAGUGGUGAAAUAAAGCAGGCGUCUAGCUUGUUUGAUUGUGACCUUAAACUUGAGGAGUAUUUGCUCAAGAGCUACUACAAAACAGCCUCCUUAAUAGCUGCUAGCACCAAAGGAGCAGCUGUUUUUAGUGGGGUUGACAGCACUAUUACUCAGAAAAUGUAUGAAUAUGGCAAGAAUCUUGGUCUGGCCUUUCAAGUAGUAGAUGACAUAUUGGAUUUUACACAGUCAGCAGAGCAGCUGGGGAAGCCAGCAGGUAGUGACCUUGUGAAUGGGAAUCUCACUGCACCUGUAAUUUUUGCACUGGAGAAAGAACCAAAACUGAGGGAUAUAAUUGAAUCUGAAUUUAGUGAGCCUGGUUCCCUAAAUGAGGCUAUUGAAUUGGUUAAAAGUUGUGGAGGCAUUGAGAGAGCACAAGAAUUAGCUAAAGAGAAGGCUGAUCUUGCAAUCCAAAAUCUCCAAUGUCUUCCAGAGAGUGCCUUUCGAUUAGCUCUGGAGGAUAUGGUGUUAUACAAUCUUGAACGGAUUGUUUAGUCAGAUAUGUUUUGAUUUAUAAACCACUACUUGAUAGAAUAUGCCAUUCUUGAUGAUUGUUACUUGAGCAUGAGGAAGGCUUAGAAUUCAACCCCCCGCCGCUACCUUAAGGAUUUUCUGCUAUAUCUGCACCAUAAUAAGCUGGUUGUGACACUGUAUAUUCUUUAUAGGUAUUGAGUCACAGCUCUACUUCGAGCUCCUACAUUAAUUAUUAAGUCACAGCUCUAUUUCAUAUAACCUGAUAAGAAAAUAAUGCUUAUGCAAUUGUUGUACUAUGCGCAAUAAAUACAUUGGGAUCACCAAAUAAUGUUGAGCAAUGCAGAUAUUUAUUUUUGUUCA
Quercus robur (English oak) is the source of this 2100-nucleotide messenger RNA. RefSeq names its product solanesyl diphosphate synthase 1, chloroplastic-like. Bases 412 to 1761 code for a protein of 449 amino acids. The transcript is spliced from 6 exons. Gene Ontology annotation, molecular function: prenyltransferase activity. NCBI's taxonomy places the organism in Eukaryota, Viridiplantae, Streptophyta, Magnoliopsida, Fagales, Fagaceae. Gene Ontology annotation, biological process: plastoquinone biosynthetic process; isoprenoid biosynthetic process. The record is from RefSeq and is a predicted model, not a curated record. Gene Ontology annotation, cellular component: chloroplast.